This is a messenger RNA of Neopelma chrysocephalum (saffron-crested tyrant-manakin), 5536 nucleotides long. It is a transcript of the gene XKR4, whose product is annotated as XK related 4. Bases 81 to 2075 code for a protein of 664 amino acids. The transcript is spliced from 3 exons. Gene Ontology annotation, biological process: phosphatidylserine exposure on apoptotic cell surface; apoptotic process involved in development; engulfment of apoptotic cell. Gene Ontology annotation, cellular component: plasma membrane. The record is from RefSeq and is a predicted model, not a curated record. NCBI's taxonomy places the organism in Eukaryota, Metazoa, Chordata, Aves, Passeriformes, Pipridae.
GAGGAGGAGCAGGAGGAGGCGCGGGAUAAAGGAGCGCUCGCUGCUCCCUCUCGCUCUCCGGCGGGGCUGAGGGAGGCAUCAUGGCCGCGAAGUCGGACGGGCGGCGGAAGAUGAAGAAGGGCGGCGAGGUGGCGUUCACGCCGCUGCAGAACUCCGAGCACUCGGGCUCCGUGCAGGCGCUGGCCCCGGGGCUGCCCACCGGCUCCGGGCCGGGCGGCGGCAGCGACGACGACGAGGCGCCCGGGGGCGGGUGCUGCAGCAGCAGCGGCGGCGGCAGGGACGGCUCGGGCGGCGGCUCCCGGUGCUGCUGCUGCUGCGGCGGCGGCAGAGGAGGAGACGGCGGAGGGGGCGGCGGCGGGGGCUCCCGGGGCUCGGGCGGGGGCUCGUCCUCCUUGUGCUUGCGGCUGGGCAGGGAGCAGCGGCGCUACUCGCUGUGGGACUGCCUCUGGAUCCUGGCCGCCCUGGCCGUGUACUUCGCGGACGUGGGCACCGACAUCUGGCUGGCGGUCGACUACUACCUGCGGGGCCAGCGCUGGUGGUUCGGGCUCACCCUAUUCUUCGUGCUGCUGGGCUCCCUCUCUGUGCAGGUCUUCAGCUUCCGCUGGUUCGCGCACGACUUCAGCACCGAAGACAGCGCCGCCGCCGCCGCCGCCGCCGGGCACUGCCCCGCCGCCGAGAGCAAGCUGCUGGUGAGCAGCGGCUCCGCGGCCGCGGACAUCGACGCCGCUCGCCCCAGCACGCCGCAGCGACAGGCGUCCACCGCCAGCAAGGGCAACGCCACCAACAGCAGCAGCAACAGCAGCAGCAACGCCGCCGGCAGCGGCGCCGCCGGUCCCCGCGCCAGCGGCGGCCGGUCCGCGUCCUGCGCCUUCUGCAUCUGGCUCCUGCAGUCGCUCGUCCACAUCCUGCAACUGGGGCAGGUCUGGAGGUAUUUUCACACAAUGUACUUGGGUAUCCGGAGUCGACAGAGUGGAGAGAAUGACAGAUGGCGGUUUUAUUGGAAAAUGGUGUAUGAGUAUGCAGAUGUGAGUAUGCUGCAUUUGCUAGCCACGUUUCUGGAAAGUGCACCACAGCUGGUCCUGCAACUCUGUAUUGUUGUACAGACUCGUACACUCCAGGCUCUCCAAGGUCUUACUGCUGCAGCAUCUCUCGUAUCCCUGGCCUGGGCUUUGGCUUCCUACCAAAAGGCCCUCCGUGACUCCCGUGAUGACAAGAAACCCAUCAGUUAUAUGGCUGUUAUAAUCCAGUUUUGCUGGCAUUUCUUCACAAUUGCAGCAAGGGUCAUUACUUUUGCUCUGUUUGCCUCAGUUUUCCAGCUGUACUUUGGGAUCUUCAUCGUGUUGCAUUGGUGCAUCAUGACCUUCUGGAUUGUUCACUGCGAGACAGAGUUUUGCAUCACUAAAUGGGAGGAGAUAGUUUUCGACAUGGUUGUUGGUAUAAUCUAUAUCUUCAGCUGGUUCAAUGUCAAGGAAGGAAGGACACGCUGUAGGCUUUUCAUUUACUAUUUUGUCAUCCUUUUAGAAAACACUGCCUUGAGUGUUCUCUGGUAUCUGUACAAAGCCCCCCAAAUCUCUGAUGCAUUUGCCAUACCAGCACUGUGUGUAGUGUUCAGCAGCUUUUUAACAGGCAUCGUUUUUAUGUUAAUGUACUAUGCCUUCUUUCACCCCAAUGGACCAAGGUUUGGGCAGUCGCCAAGCUGUGCUUGUGAGGACCCUGCCACUGCCUUCACCCUACCCCCAGAAGUGGCCACAAGCACGCUAAGGUCCAUCUCCAACAACCGGAGUGUCACAAGCGAGCGGGAUCAAAAAUUUGCAGAGAGGGAUGGAUGUGUGCCUGUGUUUCAGGUGAGACCCACCGCACCAUCCACACCUUCAUCCCGGCCACCAAGGAUUGAGGAGUCUGUCAUUAAAAUUGAUCUGUUCAGGAACAGGUACCCAGCAUGGGAGAGACAUGUGUUGGACAGGAGCCUGAGGAAGGCAAUCUUGGCAUUUGAAUGUUCCCCUGCUCCUCCACGGCUACAGUAUAAAGAUGAUGCCCUUAUCCAGGAGCGCUUGGAAUAUGAAACCACAUUGUAAACAAAGCAAAAACACGGCUUGAAGAAGCUCCAGUGUUACAGUCCAAAUUAAGGGUUGACAGUAGGGCUGUAGGAAUAACUAAACUGUGUACUACAAGUAGAGCAGCAAGCUGUAGUGUUUUAGUCUGGCUAUCAUCAUGAUUAUCAUUUGAUCCAUUGUGUGCAGUCUGUCUGCAGGACACUGAUACAGCAGCAUCAUCUGAAAGCCUAAAAAAAACCUUGACCCACACAUACAGAUCAGUUACUUCAGCUAGGGAAACUCACCCACGACCCCUUGCUGCUAUGAAACUCUGACUGCACAGUACUUACAACCAAAUAAGAGCUUUCAACUUUAGCCAGUAGUGCAUUUUAUUUUAGAAAUUAAUGACUGAUAUUUCCAAAAUCAAUGGCAAAAAUAAACGAAAAACCUACCUUUUCAAAAAUAACAAAACUAGCACACAGUGUUUCUGUUAUGAAAAAUGUUUUCUGGAGAAAAAAAUAGGAGCAUACUAGUCUUCAACACUCCCAUAAAUCAACCAUUCAGGUUAGGUUAGGUAUGCAAAAUGGUUCUUAAUUGAAAAGAUACAUUGUCAUGUUUGUAAGGCUGUCAAAGGAAAGUAAACUAAAUUUUGAUUAAUUAGGUCAUAAAAAUUAAUACUACCAGAACUGUUUGCUUUCUGUGGAAUUUCAAAGUCUCUUUAAAAUAAAAUUUAGCUUCUUGAUGUUACUUUUAGCAGAAAUCCUAUGCAGCUCACUUCUGGUUUUCAGGAGAAAUAAGGAGCUCUAACAUGUAGUGAUAUACAUUAAAUGAUAAUCAUGAUUCAAUGUUCACUUUGCAAAAAAAAAAAAGUGAAAGAACAGGGAAGUAUAGUUUUCAUAUUCUAAACUUUUUGGAGGACCCCAUUCAGACAUUUCAGAAGAAACUACAAGGAGAUGAACACACUGAGACUUCUCUGUUUCAGGACUGAGAAUGCAUGAUUCAGUGUGUGAAUGUAUGCAGGGGUGACAAGAGACUGUGACAUGCCAUACCCUUCUAGUGCCAAACAUUGUAUAACUGCAAGGUUGAUAUUGCCUGAGGGACAGAUAACAAGUGGCACAAGCCCUACCAGAAAAAGAAGCAGGGAAGACCAACCAAGUUCUCAACAUGUAGAGACAGCUCUGAUUUUUCCCAACCCGAGGUGAAAGUGGUGUCUUUUAAAGGCUUUCAGUCACCUCUUAGUAAGUAUAUUCACAGAAGUAUAAUAUAAGAAAGUUAUGUGAAAGAGUCUCUUCUGCCUGUUCAAGACUUUUGUCCAGAUGCGUCUAAAAAUUACGUUGAAUCUCUUGUAAUAGAGUGCUUUGCUGCAAGCUUUUGGGUUUUAAAUACCUCCCUAAAUCUAGUCAAUGGUAUUAUCCUUCAUGUUAAAAGUAUCCCCUGAUGGUGCUUUCAAAUGCAUUAAAGGUGCAAGUCAAAAUUUGAUAGUAUUUUUUUUAAAUCUGGUGCAGAGUGAAAAACUCAUGGAUUAUUUCGAUAUUUUUGUAAACUAAAAAUAUGGUAUAAAAGGUUACUUUUUAUAAACCUCAAAUCUUUUAAUACAUUUCAUUCUCUUUAUAGCUUAGAUUUUAAGAAUUGGUCCAUGAAUUUUAUCAAAUGGCUUUUUCAGGUUGAUGUAAACCUGGUUUUCACACAUUAUGGAUUUGUUUUGCAGUGUAAUGCCAUAUGAAAGCCUACAUGGGUACUUUUAGAAUACCCUAUAAACUGUGGAUCCUGUUUCAAAUGUAAGUGGCUUGUAAAGAUACCAAGUGAUUCCAUAAGAAAAAAUUUGCUAUAACUAUUUCCAUCCAUUUUAGGAGAGAGAAGCAGAACUGAAGAGUUAUUGUUGUAAAUGGCAUUGUCAGAAUGGAGAAGACCUGAUGAUUGGUAUUGUAAUGUUCGCUGUCAGAUAUAUCCAGUGUAGUUACUGCUGUAUAUGCUGCUGAAUUAAUUUCAGUCUUUCCUAUUAUGAAUAUUUGUACUAUGAAAUGGCCAAGGUUACACCAACUAUGUUUAUUUGUGUGCGUUCAAUUAGCCAUUUUUAAUGUUGACUUUUUUUAUUAGUGAAAUGUUCGAUACCUGUUGUUCUUUGCUGGGACAAGUUCCUCAAAACAAAAAAAAAUCUGUGAAAGUGCAGGAAUCUGCAAGGCAGAGGGAACUUUACACAGAUCAGAAAACACCCAUGCUUCAAGGGUUUCUUAGGUAUUUUCAAAUUAAGCAGUAGCCAACUGCCUCUAUAAUAAUUUUUUAAAUAAAAAAUUUUUUGAUAGUCCAAACCUGAAGCUUUGUACAAAGUGAUUGCCCUUCUCUCCAUGAAUAUAUAGCUGAUUAUUCAGAGAAAAGCACUAAUGUUUUGUCAAAAAAUAUACCAGUGCAAGAACUGCUAAAAAAAAGGUUUUUGAAGCAAGUCCUUUGUCCUGUCAAAUGCAGUAGAGCCUUCACUCCAGAAUCAAACGCUAGUUCGCACAAGGAAAUUGCUGGUUUUCUUUACAAACAGGGCAAAUGGUAAGCUUUGUGAUCCAAGAUGUGUUUCUUUUGGAAACAGUUGAAUGUGUUUGCUGCUGCUUUAACAACUCAGAAAUUUAAGCCUGAAUGAGGCACAGUGGGCAGCCUUUGCAAGCUCAACCCACCCUCCGGUACCUCCUGGGGAGAGGGGCACAUCACGGCUGUCAGUGAGGCUUGUCCUGUGCUGCUGUCCCUCUCAUCCCCUUGCUCUUCCUCAGAGCUGUGAGCCCUUUGGUCAGGGCUUAAAGAAUUGAAGAAACAUUCCUUCGUACAAAAUUUAAAGGGUUAAAGUCUGCACCAGUGCUUGCUUUGCAAAGUUGCUGAAGAAGGUUUGGGGUGAGUUUGUUUGAUUUGCUCUUGUUUGGUUUUGGAAGGAAGGACACAGAGGUAUUAUUUAUCCAUGUGGGUUUUCAUGCCUAACAUUUACUUUCUUUACUCUCCCAGCAUUUUUGAUUUUUUUCUAAUAAUGUUUGUAAAAAUGUUUAUCUUAAGCAAACUACUACUGCAGGGUCCGAGUGCGGAGCAACAUAUACAUACACAUAUAUAUAUAUAUAUAUAUAUAUGUAUAUGCACAGCACUAUAUAUAUAUGCAUCUUGUCCUAAGAAUUCAGUCUCGCUGUUUGAGGAAGGGAGAGAAAUCAAUAUACACUAAGUCAAAAUUUGCUCUCCAAAAUCUUAUUCUGUUACAUUCAUAACAUCAGUGAUACUUGUACUGAGAACAGGGUGGCCAUUGAAAUCUUAACACUCAGAUGACUACGUUUCAUAAUUUGCAUUGCUGUGAAUAGUCACAUUAAAUGCUGUAAGAACUUUUUAUAGAAAUUGCCAAGAUUAAACAUCAUUCACGUUGAAAUUCCAUGAUGGCCUUAAGGACAGUUAAUAAUCAAUAUGCACUAUUCUUUUUACCACAGACAGUUUUAAAAUCAAUAAUGUUCAGUUAAGACAGCAAUAGCAAAAAAAAAAAAAAA